AUGGCUUACCCUGGGCACAAGCAAGACAUUUUUCGGUGGAAACGAAUUACAAAGAACAAAACACUAGCUGGCAACAAGGUGCAGGCCAAUAAUGAUGAUAUAGAUCAAUGGAUAAAGAGGGUGGAGAUGGCAUCCCAGUUUGCCAUAUCUGAAGUUUUCUCUAAGCAGAAGACUUAUGGGGCCAAACCUAGUCACGUAGUGGCAUUACAGAGCAUGGACCAGCUACAGGACCACGAUGACUCAUACACUGAGGCCCAGAGUCUUUUGAGUGACUGGAUGAACAGAAAACUGCGUCUGGAGCUGGAGAUGGAUGAGGAAGAGGAGGAGGAGAUGAAGGACAGUCCAGAGGCGAAACCAUCAGGCCAGCCCGUGUCACUCAACUACAGCAACUUUGACGACAUGUAUUCCCAUUUGGCAGAGCAAGAGGAGACGGCUGCCGUUGGCAGUUUCCUGCAGGAGCUAAUGGAGUCUGAAGUGUUAGGCUCUGAGAUAGUGCAUGACCUUCACCUGGACUCAGAGCGGGAGAAGAGGAAGUGGAAGACGAGAAAUCCUAGCGUCACCAUGGAGAUGCGUCACAGGCAGGUGAAGGAGAACCGCGCUAGGAGAGAUGCGGAACGCACGAAACAUUGGCGGGAGAGGGAGGUGCAGAAGGAGGCGCAGGAGGAGGUGCAAAAGCUGGAGCAGGAGGCCCAGCGCAGGCGCAGGCAAGAGGAACGCAGACAAGAGGAGCUCCUGCAGCAGGAAAUGACCCGCCUUCGCAAACAGAUGGAGGAGAGGAGGAAAACGGAGCAGCUCGUCAGAUGCAUGGAGAGAGAGAGGUCAGAGAAGAAAAGAGGAGUUCAAACAGCUGAGGUGCCCAAACCUUUAUUAUCCAGCACCCAGAAACUACAGGACACAAAACUACAGCAGAGGCUACAACAGGUGGAGGCCAAAGUCCACAUCAACAACCUGAAGUGUAUGCAGAGACAUUUCUCCGCCUGGUACUGUGUACUGCUGGAGAAGAGGGUGUGGCUGGGGAAGGCGGCGGCACUCUGUGAUUGGAGGCGACAGCUGAGGGCGUGGAGGGCGUGGCGUGCCCUGGUUUGGUUGAGGAAAGAAGAGAGAGAGGCCGAGAGGACAGAACAGGAGCUUAGACAAGACCACAGACGCUGUCAGAUAGCAUUAGAGGGUGACCGUAGGCGGAUCCUGGGGCGGUACUUCCGUGAUUGGCGGCUGUGGUGUCGAAUGGCGAGCGAGCGCAGGGAGCUGCUCAGACAACAGGAAGAAACCAGACGCAAGAUGGCCGCCCUGAUCAGCGCUGCAGCCUCUGGGAAACUGGUUGCUGAGCCGCCCCACCAGACCCCGCCCCCACCCCUGCCCCCGCCCCCGCCCCCGCCGGUGACCUCUGCCCCACCCUCCUCCGCUGUGACUGACGGCGCACCGAGGUUCGGAGCUCCGCCCACUCAGGCGUGGCAGGUCACGCGGCGUCACGCCACUCUCUCCGCAGCGGAGCUCCGUCGGGCCAAACUCGUCAGCGCCCCCUCUGUUCCGAGCGCAGAAGCGCGGGACGGGAGGUUUGAAAAUCGGUACAGGGUGCAGCAGCGUUUGAUAGCGGACCAAACCCGACUUCUCAAAGAGCAGCAGGAACAGAUUGCUCUUCUAAGGGAGAGACAGAACGUGCUAGAACUCCAGCAGCAGGCCGAGAGAACAGCACCGGCACAGCAGGCGAUGGAGGAGCGUGCUCAGCAGCGGGCGGAGCGCAGGAGAGAGGUGGAGGAGAUGAAGAAGAAGAGAGAGGAAGACAGACUGGCUCAGAUGAGGGCAGAGGAAGAGGAGAGACAUAGGAAGGAGGAGGAAGAAAAGGCAGCCCAGGCGGAGAGGAGGAGAGAGGAAAGGAGGAGGCAGAGGGAGAGAGAGCAACAGAGACAGCAGCGACUGGAGCGGGAGCAGCUGUUGUCUCAGCAGGCAUCAGAGCACUACCACAGAACCCUACUACACAACUACGGCCUGACGCCAUGGAAACGCAUGAUAGACCUCUGCCACGGCAAUGCACAGCUGGCGGGGGACCAUCACAGACGGACUCUCCUGAGACGGUGCCUCUCGUCCUGGCGCCGGGCCGCAGACGAAGCCCAGGCUGCAAAACGGGCCUCUGCUCACCAGCUGUACCAACGCACUCUGCUCCACAAAGCUCUGAGCAGCUGGAAGAGAGUAAAAGAUGUGAGUGUGGUUCAGGAAGCGCGUGCCGAGCGGUUCUACCGAGCCCGGACCCUGCGGAGGUUUUUCGCGGCGCUGUUGGGUCAUGUGACCGAGGAGAGACUGGCAGCCUGGGACCAGGAGCAGCUGGCUGUGGAACACAGUAAAAGGCGUGCCGUGUGCAGAUGUUUUGCGGCUUGGAGACGACUGCCAGGUGUUUUGCGUGAGGAGAGAGAGAGAGAGACACGCAGAGAGCAACUCCGACGCAAAGUAGCGGAGAUUUUACCGGACUACCGGCCUUCCCCACGAAACGACGUCUGGAGUCCAGCGCCGGGAUUCUGA
This is a messenger RNA of Chanos chanos (milkfish), 2514 nucleotides long. RefSeq names its product coiled-coil domain containing 191 (gene ccdc191). The coding region runs from base 1 to 2514 and encodes 837 amino acids. The record is from RefSeq and is a predicted model, not a curated record. Lineage: Eukaryota; Metazoa; Chordata; Actinopteri; Gonorynchiformes; Chanidae. The transcript has 15 exons.